Molecule: messenger RNA, 1447 nt
Organism: Lingula anatina
Lineage: Eukaryota; Metazoa; Brachiopoda; Lingulata; Lingulida; Lingulidae
Product: neuronal acetylcholine receptor subunit beta-3
Biological process (GO): monoatomic ion transmembrane transport
Cellular component (GO): membrane
Molecular function (GO): extracellular ligand-gated monoatomic ion channel activity; transmembrane signaling receptor activity
Source: RefSeq, a predicted model, not a curated record
AUAGAGUGGAUUUUCUUUGGAACAUUGCAAAGAGCCCGGACCCGAACGGAGUCGUGUAGCUAGAGUUCGAUCAAUUUCGAAUGACCACACAGGGCUCUUGAAAGAAUUAAUCUGGUAACCCGAAGAAUCCAAGUGGAAAUCUGAAAGUCAAAAGCACCAGAAGAAGCCGAUGAAGCGACCAAACGCCUUGCUAUGCCCUGUGGGGUAUUGUCUCUUACUGCUGAUCCAAUUUCUUCUUGUCGGUUCUUCAGUCACAAGAGACCUUCUUCAUCGCGAUAUCCUUACUCAAGACUACAACCGAUACACGCAGCCUGUUCACAAUGAAAGCGUGGCCCUUGAGGUGCUCGUGACAGCAGACUUGAUGCAAAUACUGAACUUGGACGAAGCCCACCAGGUGCUAACAACGCUUUUGUGGAUCACCACGAAAUAUGUGGACUAUCGCCUGGCGUGGGACCCAGAGAAAUAUGACAACGUAACUGACAUGUAUUUACCUCAAAAGUCGCUAUGGAAACCAGAUCUUUACAUUAUCAACACGGCUGAGGGUGACGGUCACGUGUUUGGUAGUAAUGAGGAAGACCUGGCAAUAGUACAAAAUACGGGACUUGUAUACUCACAAAUGGGGAAACAGGUGGCCACGUUUUGCUCACUCGAUCUCACCAGAUUCCCUUUUGACCAGCAGAACUGCUGUAUCAGAAUGAUGUCCAACGUGGUCAGGGACUCUUUGGUCAACUUGACCACUGUUCCUCACGGGUUCUCGAUGGAGAAGUUCUUCACCAGUAUCGAAUGGGAGGUUCUGGAUACGAAGGCGGAAGAACAGUUUGACCUGUGGGACAACCCCUUCUCCACGCUGGAAACUGAAAAGCUUCACUGGAAGGAACUGCGUUUCUGUAUCCGUAUACGGCGUGCAAUGUCGUUCUUCACAAUAGCCAUGUGUCUGCCGUGCAUCAUACUGUGUGCGCUGUCUUUGCUAGUGUUUCUUAUGCCACCGGGUUCCGGGGAGAAAAUGUCUGUAGGUAUGACGUGCUGGACCGCCCUCGUGGUGUUUUUGUUGAUCCUGGACGGUCCCUGGGACGGGCUCACAGGUGCCUCUUAUAGUUCUGUAUGCACCCUGCGGAUGUAUCACCAUGGUAACGACGGCUCGCGACCACCCACGUGGCUCUACCAGCUUUGCAAGCAACUCAGCCGCGUCGCUUGUGUGCAAAUUCCAGACAGAGACCCAAUGCGACGCAAGAGCUGUGUUUCCACCACCGACGAGCGCGGGAAGGCCAAGGGGCAGCAAGGACCUGCUAACAGCACAACGGAACCCCUGAAUGGCGGGCCAAACGACCACGUGGUUGAAGAAGAGCCCUUUAACGUGAGUGGUUAUGCUGAGUGCAAACUUGAUGGGCCACCUCAGUCCAAUGGUGUUCAUGGGAAAAAGUUGAACCAACGCAUCGAGUGUCCGUGA